Schistosoma rodhaini is the source of this 1050-nucleotide messenger RNA. NCBI's taxonomy places the organism in Eukaryota, Metazoa, Platyhelminthes, Trematoda, Strigeidida, Schistosomatidae. The record is from the annotation of a GenBank genome assembly.
AUGUUGUGGCAGGAUAGGGAAGUUCGCUUCGAUGCUCCGCGUUGCGAUUUAGUUUUUAGACAUGGAGAGGUAAACUUUAAACUAUUAGAAAAUGUCGAAGAUGUAAAAGGAAAUAAUGGAGACAAAGGGGCUUUAUACAUUACUAACUUGAGGUUGCUCUGGAUAUCUAAAAGUUUAAUGCGAAACAGUUUAUCUAUUGGCUUUAGCUGCAUCAUAAAUAUUUGUUUUAAGAAUGUUAAUUCAAAAGUGGCUGGAAAAAGCUUGGCGGUUGAUGUUCUUACUAAUUUUUCUGGAACGAGGUAUGAAUUUAUUUUUGCUGAAUACGGCGUUGGUGAUUCCAAAAUGAUGGAGUAUAUUACAACAGUUUACAAGGCGUAUGAUUCUACGAGAAUUUAUCGAGAUUUGCGGGUUCGUGGGACACUAACGAAAGGAAACCUUCUUAUGUUACUGCCACUAGAAAAUUUGUUUGAUGAGAUAGAUGGAGUAUGGAAUCUUUCAUCUGAUCAAGGGAAUCUAGGGAAGUUGUUUGUAACAAAUCUUCGACUUGUUUGGAUAUCUAUAAUUAACGGGAACUUCAAUAUUAGCAUCCCUUUCCUGCAGAUACAAAUGAUUACAACCAGAAACUCUAAGUUUGGAGAAGCACUCGUAAUUCAAACUGCACGUCAGGCAGGAUCAUAUCUUCUUGGAUUUCGAAUAGAUCCACGCGAGCGUCUCAAAAAAGUAGCAAAGCAACUUGGUAGUUUACAUAGCAUUUAUUGGAAAAAUCCUGUUCUUGGAAUCACAACUGGUCAAGCAACAGAUGAAACAAUACAAAAUGUGAAGAAAAUAAAUGAAGACAUAGAUGAAUCUAGAGGUCGAACUACUGAAGAUCACUGUGAUAUUCUCUCAGUUUAUCUAGCGGAUGGAACAAAACUAAGAGACAGGGAGCCAGUGUACAACGAAGACCUUGGCCUUGCUGUUGAACGUUUACCAGAAAACUACACUAUUUCUAACCUGUGGAAGAUAAUGCCAAAAAAGACAAAUGACUUUCAUCACAAGAAUUUAUCAUAA